CGCCGCCGCGAGAGCAUGGUGUAGGACUACGUUCCGGCCGGACUUGGGUUCCGUGACUAUUAUUCCGGUUGUUUGCAGACGCGUCGAGGCAAUCUGUGGCGCUGUGCUUUCGGUUAUGGUGUGAAUAGGAAGUCUGUGCUUGAGUCCGAUGAAAUCUGUGGCUGUUUAUUAAACGAGAUUGGAUAUUUAUUGAAAGAGAACCGAGGUAACUGAAACGAAACUUCAGUGAUUCUCCGAAGCAAGUGACGGGGAAGCUCCGCCGCCUACUUGUGGAUUGGUUCAACAAAGUGUAAGGAGCAGAUGAAACUACUAGCGUAAAGUGAUCAUAAAGAUACUUUCGUUCAUAAAGGAAUGCAGUUGAAUGUGUGCGGUGCCAUAGUCGGAAUCGAGAGCGCCUCUGAGUUCCUGUGUAUUGAUUGUGCGUGUGCUUGGCCAUUCGAAGCGAGAGAUCACGCGUGCUGAACAGUGAAACAUGAUGCGCGGCCGCAGAUAAAUCGAGUGGCAGGAAUGAACGGCUAGAGAUGAUGGACUCGUAGGUUCGGUUUCUUGUUUUUGCGUUCAUUAAAGGUGCAAGAGCAAGAUGGAGAUGAUUUCCGGCCGGGGGCAGGUGCGGAGUGGGAGGGCGGUAGUCGGCCUCGAUGUGGUGAGUCAUACGCUGCCUCGGAGUUUCCGCACGCCCACGACUCAGCCCUGCUGUCCGCCCACGACCCACCAGGAGCUUCCAGAGGACAUCUGCAGCGACCCCGGCUGUGCGGGAUGCCAGCCCGACCUGUGUGCGGGCGAUCCUGACCUUCAGUUCACGGGCGGCUCCCCCUACCCAGCCCACAUCUAUCCUAGUGUCUUAACGAGCGGCUGGGGUGCGGGGGGCGAGGACGACUGCCUCUCUUGCAGCCUGUCCUCACAACCGCCAUGCGUAUGUCCUGACCCUCGCUGCAGCGGAAGCCAGGUGACCCCAUCGCCCUUCUGGGGUCACCACGAGCACCAUGAGCACCGGCAGCAGCAACAACAACAGACUCAAAGCGCGGAGACUGACGUGCAAGUUACGCGCACGGCUUCCGAAUGCACGCUGCCAAAACUCCUUAGCAUAGAGGAGCAACUCACAACCGCCUUGGGUCGACCACCUGACGCCCAAGUGCAAACUCGAUCACACAACCGGAAGAUGCCUCCUGCUUCCCACCGCCUCAGUAGGAGUGUGGAGGAUUUGCCUAAGGAUAUCAAGGAGCACAUCCUCAAGUGCCAGUGUUCGUGUGAUCAUCUUGGCUACGGUAACUUUUCGGCGACUUCGCUCCACACUCUACCGGGUCUCAGCAACGGGUGUUCCUCCAUCAGCACUAAAAACAGCAGCCGAGAGGACCUGUCUCAGGACACGACAGAAAUACGGCAGAAGAACAGGGCAGGCGUGGAGGUCCCUGCUCACGUAUGGGGUGGAGUCUGCCUCGUCCUGGUGCUGGCAGGUGUGGCAGGGGUGGGCGUCUCCGUGCCACUGGCUCUCAGGGUCGACCACAAUGCAAAGUUGCAGGAGAGAUUGUCUUCGGCAACCACGCUGUUGAGAGAGUCGCCGCUUAUUGAUGGGCACAACGACUUACCGUGGAACAUCCGGAAGUUUAUGCACAACAAACUCCACAGCUUUAACUUCACGGCGGAACUGAAAAAGCUUCGUCCCUGGUCUCGGUCCUCGUGGUCUCACACGGAUCUCCCUAGGUUACGACGAGGCAUGGUGGGCGCCCAGUUCUGGGUGUCGUACGUCCCUUGCGAAUCCCAGAGACUCAACGCCGUGCAACUCACAAUUGAGCAGAUCGAUCUUAUCAAGAGGCUGGUUGAUCAGUACCCGGAUGACCUUCGGCUGGCCACUUCUGCUGACGAAGUAGAAGCGGCAUUCACGGAGGGGCGCAUCGCAAGCUUAAUUGGCGUCGAGGGAGGCCACGCCAUACAGAAUUCCCUUGGCGUCUUGCGUGCACUCCGGGACCUCGGUGUCCGCUACCUCACGCUCACACACACGUGCAGCACGCCAUGGGCAGAGAGCGCGCGCGCCCGCGAGACUGACCUUGAAGAUCCAGAUUCCCCCCGAGGCCUCACCCAGUUCGGCAAAACGGUGGUGCGCGAGAUGAACCGCCUCGGCCUCAUGGUGGACCUGAGCCACGUCUCCCAGGCAACGAUGAAGGCAGCGCUCGACGUCUCAAGGGCCCCCAUCAUCUUCAGCCAUUCCUCCGUCUACGCCAUCUGCAAGAACCCGAGGAACGUACCUGAUGACAUUCUGAGACAGGUGGCCAUGAAUGGUGGGAUCGUCAUGGUCAGUUUCUACAAUCAUUUCCUGACUUGCAGUGAACAAGCUACAGUUAAGGACGUUGUAGACCACAUCAACCACGUGAGAAAGAUCGCAGGAAUCAAGCACGUGGGCAUCGGUGCGGACUUCGAUGGUGUCAAUAAGCUGCCCGAGAAUCUGGAGGACGUCUCCAAGUAUCCGCACCUGUUCGCCGAACUCUUGUCUGACCCGACGUGGACGAUGGAGGACCUGAAGAAGCUGGCGGGUCAGAAUCUCUUGCGAGUCAUGAGGGACGUCGAACAGGUCCGCCUCGAGAUGAAACAGCAGAGGGUGCCACCUUUCGAGCAGGAAGUGCCAGCAUCGCAGCUCGUAGGUCUCACCAACUGCUCAUACCAGUUCAUCAAGUCAUCAGAUGAUUCCUAGUGAUUGCGUUCUUAGUCUCUGUUUGUUGUCGUGUGGAAGAAGAGAGUGUAGAUAAUGUUAUGUGAGCUUAGGAGACGAAAUAAAAAA
Penaeus monodon (black tiger shrimp) is the source of this 2773-nucleotide messenger RNA. Its product is annotated as dipeptidase 1-like. NCBI's taxonomy places the organism in Eukaryota, Metazoa, Arthropoda, Malacostraca, Decapoda, Penaeidae. The coding region runs from base 581 to 2686 and encodes 701 amino acids. Gene Ontology annotation, molecular function: metallodipeptidase activity. The record is from RefSeq and is a predicted model, not a curated record. The transcript has 14 exons. Gene Ontology annotation, biological process: proteolysis.